Messenger RNA from Gadus macrocephalus (Pacific cod), 2148 nucleotides. It is a transcript of the gene clcn1b, whose product is annotated as chloride channel, voltage-sensitive 1b. Gene Ontology annotation, molecular function: voltage-gated chloride channel activity. Bases 1127 to 1942 code for a protein of 271 amino acids. Gene Ontology annotation, biological process: transmembrane transport; chloride transport. The transcript has 6 exons. The record is from RefSeq and is a predicted model, not a curated record. Gene Ontology annotation, cellular component: membrane. Lineage: Eukaryota; Metazoa; Chordata; Actinopteri; Gadiformes; Gadidae.
CACGUAGGUCAAAGGUGGGAUUCAUUGAGAAAGGUGGUGGAGGGUGCGGGUUCCCCUGUGCGCCAUCAGAGGCACAGGGACGCCGUCAUAGGUUGACAGUCGCCGAUGAGGAACUUGUACCCGACUAGAUGCUCAUGAUUCAAUGUAUUUACACACUUUAUUUCCCGUCUUUUGUUUCACAUCUGGAUUGUGUUUCACUGUUCCUCAUUUAGGAAUGAUUUGACCUUUCAUGCCCGGGCUGAGUUUAAGCUAUAUUCUGUUUACCCGUGAACCAAGGCCCGUUUCAGCUCUCUAACACAGGGUGGAAGCAGCAGAACGGGCUCCGUGUUUCCCUGGUCUUAAAGCCCAGGGAACAAGCAGCAUAGGGGAUCCACAAGGGUCAAGUUGCGUUUUGAAUGUUCAAUCAUUAAAUCCUAACGGCUUGCUGCUAAACCCGUAUCGUCUAUCAUAGAUAUAGACGUAUCCAGCCUCCUUCAAUAACCGCCCUGGUCCCUGAACUGGGAGUCUGGAAUCUGCUGGGUUCGCUGACUGGCGGGCCCGGAGAAUCCACAGUACAGAAUUAAGAGCUGCUGACAACUUAUUGUCAAGCUUCAAGUGUCUGCAUUAACCUCCUGUCCUUUCCCUUCCGUACCACUCUAAUAUGCGAGUCUGUGUGUGCAUGUGCGUGUGUUUGUGUGUGUGUGUGUGUGUGUGUGUGUGUGUGUGUGUGUGUGUGUGUGUGUGUGUUUUUGUGUGUGUGUGUGUUUGUGCACGCCAAUAUAUAUAUAUGUAUAUACAGUAUGUGUGUGAGUGUGUAUAUACAUGUGUGUGUGUGUGAAUGUGUGUAAAUUCAUGCAGUAUAUUACAGUAGUCAUACCUGUCAAUCACUAGGAACCUUUGAGCAGGCAGAAACAGACCGCCUAGGUCACAUUGAAAGAUUCCAAAAGACAAGGAAGGGCAGAGGGAGAGAGGGAGAGGGAGAGAGGGAGAGAGGGAGAGAGGGAGAGAGAGAGAGAGGGAGAGAGAGAGAGAGAGAGAGAGAGAGAGAGAGAGAGAGAGAGAGAGAGAGAGAGAGAGAGAGAGAGAGAGUAUAUUAGGAGGGAUAUUUGGAAGAAAAUGGGCAAGAAAAGAGAACAGCCUAGGAAAGAUGAGAGAACGCAUCAACACUUUUGAGACAGUUUUGAAUAUAGACCAGAUUCUGCUGUACGGCGAGUACAGGGAACAAUUGGGAAGCUUUGCCAGACGGGAGGCGGCACGCCUGCUGACAGAGAAACAAUGGCGACAGGCGGGAGACGACACCAUGGGAACCGGACGCAAAGGCCAUGGCCGGCGGCACCACGACCCCCACCGCCAGCAGCACCAGCCCCCCACGCUGGACUCUCAUCUGUCCCACACCUCCUCCUCCACCCAGAAGCCCCGGCCCUACUCCAAAUGCCAAGACUGUUUGGCUCGUGUAUGGCGGCAGAUCGUCAAAAAGAUGGGGGACGACUGGAUCUUCCUGGUUCUGCUGGGCCUGACGAUGGCGCUGGUCAGCUGGACUAUGGAUUACACCAGCGCCAAGAGUUUACAAGCCUAUAAGUGGGUCCACGGAGAGCUGGCGGGCAACGUGGCGCUGCAGUACCUGGCCUGGGUGUCCUACCCCAUGAUCCUCGUCACCUUCGCCUCGCUCUUCUGCCACCUGGUCGCCCCGCAGGCCAUCGGCUCUGGUAUCCCCGAGCUGAAGACCAUCCUGAGGGGCGUGGUGCUGAAGGAGUACCUGACCCUGAAGGCCUUCGUGGCCAAAGUCAUCGGCCUCACCGCCGGCCUGGGGAGUGGGAUGCCGGUGGGGAAGGAGGGCCCCUUCGUCCACAUCGCCAGCAUCUGCGCCGCGGUCCUCAGCCGCUGCAUGUCCUUCUUCUCCGGGGUCUACGAGGUAUACCAAGACCCUGGUUCCAGCACGCGCUCCACCUCACCCCAACCCUAACCCUGACCCUGGGGUGGAGAGGUUCUCUGUCUGGGCGCCGUCUGUUGUUUUGGACUUGUUGUGUCUCUCCCGCACGCACACACACACACACACACACACACACACACACACACACACACACACACACACACAAACACACACACACACACACACACACACACACACACACACACACACACACACACACACACACACACAAACACACA